GUUUACUUCUUAUGGAUUUGCCCCUCUCAUCGUCAUUUCGAAUGGUUUAUCGAUGCACUAAGGGACGUCGAGAGAAGAGAUGUCACCGGUGUCUUGGAAAUUCAUAUUUUCAUUACGCAGUUUUUUCAUAAAUUUGAUCUCAGAACGACUAUGCUGUAUAUUUGCGAAAAUCAUUUUCAAAGAAUAUCUAACAGAAGUAUGUUCACCGGAUUAAAAGCGAUCAACCAUUUCGGAAGACCCGAUAUGACGUCAUUUUUGAAUUUCGUACAGCAACGGCACUUAUACGUGAGUAAGAUCGGAGUAUUCAGUUGCGGUCCUUCGUCUCUAACGAAAAGUAUCAGUAGAGCGUGUGAAACUGUCAAUAAAAGACGGAAAUUACCGUAUUUUAUACAUCAUUACGAAAACUUUUAAGAAACGAAGCUUAAUUCGUCGUUUGUUUCCCGAAAUCUUAAAAACUGAAUUCAUUUUCCAACGCAAUUAAUCCUUCCCUUACGGUUUACUGAACUCAAUUUUGUAUAUACGAGUGUAAAUGCGUCGAUCAACUUAAUAAACAUGUAUAUAUAUUUUUUA
Molecule: messenger RNA, 570 nt
Organism: Centruroides sculpturatus (bark scorpion)
Lineage: Eukaryota; Metazoa; Arthropoda; Arachnida; Scorpiones; Buthidae
Product: dual oxidase-like
Exons: 3
Biological process (GO): defense response; superoxide anion generation
Cellular component (GO): NADPH oxidase complex; plasma membrane
Molecular function (GO): superoxide-generating NAD(P)H oxidase activity
Source: RefSeq, a predicted model, not a curated record